UUACAAAUAAACAUAAUGUAUUAUAUUUUUUAAUUGUAUAUCAGUUUGAGUUUUCACGGGGCCCUAAGCCUUCUGGGGCCAUAGGCAACUGCCUAUCUUGGCUAAUGGUACCGACCGCUACUUUUACUAAGUAUUACAAACCUAUCUAAAACCCUCUAUAGCACAAACGUGUGCAAGGAGCAUCCAUUAACGUUAUUAGGGAGAGGGUUUUAAAAAUAUGUCUGCUGUCAUUUCUCAAAUAGUUAUUUGAGUUUGUUCUUGUCUAUGAGUCCUGCCAACACGUUGUGUUGUUUUACGAGGCUAUCGUUAAGAGGGAGAGACAGGAAAUAUCCCACUAAACCAAUGCAAAAUUACCGAAUGGAUCGGGCAGUUUUGCAACACAAACAAACAUUCUACAAUGUUUAGUAAAGUUUGAUCCAUAAGCCGUACAGUACAAUAAAGCAUAUUAGACCAUUCAUCCCUUUAUGGGGAACAAGGGAAAUCCAAACACCAUAGAUAAGUGUCCAGAAUAUCAUGCAUUAAGUUAUAUUCCAGUUUACUCAGUUUCACACCUCUCCAGGUGAGUUCAGGGGGGUGGGGCUGACGGCCCAUACCUGUUGUUCCAGAUCUUUAGAGAAACAAAUGUUAUGCUGGACACAAGUGUCUGUUGGAGACUUGGUGUGGCCAGACUCUCCUUUUAUUCAAAUACACUUACACUCUUCUCUUAUUACACUACACCUGUAUGCUGUACAGUAAACUGUAUGAUCAAUAAUUGUUAUAUAGUAUGUUCAAGUCAACCCCUGACAUAUUUAACAUAACAACUUUUACACCAUACCACAGGAAAUUAUCUAACUAUGCUUCCUUAUUUUUCACUUCUGUGUCUGUGGCAGGCUGAUUAUAAAGACUCCUGUAACAUUCAUUGUCAGUUCGUAGUCAGUCAAGGUCUGAAACUGAUAUUGUAUUUUUCUUAAAACAAGUUUGGGGAGUAUCAAACAAUUCUGUAACCUACAUGUGGGCCACACAUUUUAGUCAUUUCUGUGGAAAUAUUACUAUGGAAAUAUGUCGCCUGUCUACCAUUGUCCUACUGGCAAUCAUUGCCACUGCCAUCUUAUCAGCAGACAGGAUCAGUUUGGACAAACAUGUUAAGGGGUACCUAGGUAAUGAUGUCAAACUGGGCUGUAAAUUGCUCAAUGGCAAACUCACUCAGUUCCAGUGGCUUUUGGUGAAACCAGAAAAUACGGUUACGUUAUUAGUUCAUAACCCUGAUCAUGGGCUUUCCAUUCAUGAGACACCCCUAAAAGGAAGGUUGGAGUCAGCUGGUACUGCCCUGGAUGCCUCCAUCACUAUAAAAGACGUGCAGAUGAAUGAUACUGGGACAUACACCUGUGAAGUGUCAUCCUUCCCCGAUGGAUAUUUUAGAGGAAACGUCACCCUUACUGUACUGGAUCACCCUCGUCCUCUUUCUUCUGGUGAGGUUGUUGGGAUUGUGACUGCAGUCCUUCUGUUUGUGCUCACCUUGACAGUAGUAGCUUAUAUCAUCAUUGUCAGGAAGAGGGAGGCUUUUUGCAACUCGAGGGUUGGUGCAAGGGGCCUGGUGGUCAAUGCAGAGAGGACAGAAAGAGCAGUGGACCUUGUUUAUUCUGACAUUGCCAGCUUCAGGAUUGCCAAGAACAUUGACCCCAAGCCAUCUACAGAUCACCAGAAGCAUGCAGAAGUCAACCCAGAUGUGGAUGUCAUCUACGCAGGCGUGGCAGUGGGUAAACAACAUCAUGUAAGGGAAGAUAUCAUUUACCACAAGGUGGUGAAAAAGGACGAAGAUGACGACAAUGAUUGGAUUGUUUAAGCACAGUAACAUAAAAUAUCCAAAAGGGUGACCUUAACAUUCACUUAACUAAAGUUUUACUUUAUUCCUUUAUGAGUAACCUCCUUGUCAAAUUAAAGCAAUAUGAAUUCUAGAGAUGUGUGAAUACUGAGAAAUAUUUUGAACAUACAUUUAAAAAUGUUCAGAAGAUUAAUUAAAACAUUUUCGGAAGAUGGUAGGUGGACAUGUACUGUUAGCAGCAGUGUAGAUUUAACAUACUGAUUGUGUACCUUUUAUAGACAUCAAGAAAAACGUUGUCCAUCACAGUCCCAUUGUUUUAGAUAUGUACAAUUUUAUUUAUGUUUUGUAUUUUAAUGUUGUUGUUUGAGAUGUUAAAAUGUGUAUUAAUGCUAGUUCUGAUAUAGCAUUGAUAGUUUUUUGCAUUAUUGCUAGGAGACCCUGAUUCCUUGACAUUCUCUGUUUUCUGUACUUCAUUGUACUGUGCGGCUAGUCACAUGGUUUUCUAGUAAAUAUUAAGAGCUUAUUACUGCUAGCUUUAGCUUGCCACAACUGAUGUAGUUAAGGAUUUAUUUCUGUCUGGUUACAUGCCUAGAAAGAAGUGAUCUAUGGUGUAGGCAGGGCAGGGUUUUUGCAGCAGUCAAUUGGCAAAGUAUCCCAACUAUUUCACCCUACGACUCCCAACUCAAUGGUAACAUGGUAAGGUCACAACCUGUAAUACAUCCAGACCAUUGAAUCUGGUGGGUUCACAGAGGUGUGUACUUCGAAGAGAUUGUGCCUGUCAAGAAGUCAAGUGGGUCAAAAAUAAGCUUGCAUCCAGACAAAGAUUUUGGGCUGGUGGGCGAGUAGCUCAAAGUGGAAUAAUAAUUAUAGUUUAAGAAUAUUGGGGCCACAAUUAUUCAUCAUGUUGUCCACUACUGCUAAAACAAAGGUAUAAAAAAUACGUACAUACAUCUUCUUCCGCUUCAUCCGGGACCGGGUUGCGGGGGCAGCAUUCUAAGCAGAGAUGCCCAGACUUCC
Messenger RNA from Esox lucius (northern pike), 2818 nucleotides. Its product is annotated as nectin-3-like protein. The record is from RefSeq and is a predicted model, not a curated record. Gene Ontology annotation, cellular component: adherens junction. Gene Ontology annotation, biological process: homophilic cell-cell adhesion; heterophilic cell-cell adhesion. The coding region runs from base 989 to 1822 and encodes 277 amino acids. The transcript has 6 exons. Lineage: Eukaryota; Metazoa; Chordata; Actinopteri; Esociformes; Esocidae.